ACGCGCGAUCGCAGCAACCGGUUCGAAGCGCUCGAAGAUUGCGUGAAGCGGAGCAAAAAGAACCUUCCGCCGUUCGUAAUCGUAGCCGUAGCAAAAUGAAGCAGAAUAAGUUCGGUGAAGAAUUCGUGAAGAUGUGUCCUAUUUCGUAAAGAUUUAUUUGAAAAAAAGGUGUCCUCAGCAAAGGGAAAGCAAAAUCCGGCAAAGGUUAUAACACUGAAAUCCCCAGUUGUGUGUGCCAGCCCAAACGGAAGAAAAGUAAAAGUUGUAAAUUAAGCAGUCGGAGCCGAAGCUACAGCCUUUUCUCCUAACAAUAAAACACCGAAACACCGGGGGGAAAAAAAGAUCACUCAGAUCGCGAUCGUACGUACAACGGUGUACAGCAGAGUGGUGGAGUCGUUGACCUUGGAACCAGCGAGCUGGAGAGUAACAAAUAAAGAAAGAUAGAGGGAGAGCGAGAAGCUGGAAAAAUCAUUGCAAGUUCCGCAAGAAUUCCAUUCUUGCACUCCACAAACGGUCCACAGAAAGAAUGCCACCUAGUACACAGGGUAGAGGAGCAGCAGUAAGUCAGCUACCCGUGCCGGAACGCAAGCCGGACUACUACAUCGGCCCAACCGGACGUCCCGUUUUGACCAUGGGCCUCGAUCGAACGAGCCCGGGUACAUGUGAUUCAGCCAACGGCACAAGCAACAGCAAGUUAAACAAAUGCUUAUACAACCUCACAAUACGGAACGCGGGAUAUCCCACCAGCAAUAACGAUCGUCACGGAUCUGUCAGCAGCAACAGCAGCAGGAGAGUGAGCAAUAAAACCGAACAUGAUAUAACGAGCACACCGGCGAGAGGUCGCUGCAGUAAAUCACCCCCACAGAUUUCGGGAUCAGGUCGGUUCGGUUCGCCGCCUGACACUGGUGGUCGGCGUCAAGCGAUGGUAUCGACCGCGGGCGGGUGGUCUUCAACGGCCGCCUAUCAAAAACCGGCCAGCAGUGGAAUCUGUGGGCCGUCACCGCCAGCAGCUGCUGCCACGCGAUUGCUUGCCGCACGAUCAUCCGGCGGCGGUACGAGACCUCAAUCAGACGCUACUGGCCGCAGCAGGCCAGGUUCGCUCGUUCUACAGCAACAGUGCAGAUAUUCCAAUCACCACAAGCAGUUGGACAAUCGAUUAAGCUACCAGCGCAGCUACGAUCGCAACAUCUUUGGGUACGAUCAACCGAUGGAUCAGAUCGUGCUGCCACCGUUGCAGAUUUAAAAGAACGGGCUCAACACUUAAUGGAUGAUUCCCCCUCACAUCCACACUUCCUAGAAUUAUCUGUAAAAGACUAGAUUUAGAACAUCUUCUCCGGAUGAAUCCGUUCCAUAUUGCCAAGAAAAAAAAAACAAUAAUACCUAAA
Molecule: messenger RNA, 1385 nt
Organism: Anopheles arabiensis
Lineage: Eukaryota; Metazoa; Arthropoda; Insecta; Diptera; Culicidae
Exons: 3
Coding region: 527-1243 (238 amino acids)
Source: RefSeq, a predicted model, not a curated record